Molecule: messenger RNA, 3009 nt
Organism: Chaetomium globosum CBS 148.51
Lineage: Eukaryota; Fungi; Ascomycota; Sordariomycetes; Sordariales; Chaetomiaceae
Exons: 4
Coding region: 1-3009 (1002 amino acids)
Source: RefSeq, a predicted model, not a curated record
AUGUCUGGUGAGGGGACAGGGGAAGCCGACGACGAUGGCUUCCCCGACAGGGGUCCGGUCGUGUUCGCCGUGACGACGGCGACGCUGGCCCUCUCGACCGUGUUCGUCGCCGCCCGCAUGGUGUCCCGCGUCGGCAUCGUCCGCCGGACCGCCUGGGACGACUACAUGAUCGUGCUGGCCUGGCUCAUCGCCGUGUUUCUGAGUGUGAGUAUCGACCUGGGCACCACGCACGGCCUGGGGAGGCAUGAUGAAGAUAUCGAACCCGACAAGGAGGCCGGUUUGAGGAUGGCUGAAUAUGUCUUUUCUAUCCUCUACAACCCGGCCUUGAUGGCGACCAAAACGUCCAUUCUCAUCUUCUACCUGCGUCUGUCCAAGAAUACGCUGAAGGUCCUCCGCCUGGCAUCGUGGGCCGUCCUGGGCAUCGUCAACGUUGCCGGGACCAUCCUGACCUUCAUGAACAUCUUCCAAUGCCACCCGACCGAUGCGGCCUGGGACCUCAGCGUGAAGGCCGCCCGUUGCAUCCCGCUGCUCACCGAGUUCAUCUGCUCGGCCCCGGUCAACAUCACCACCGACCUCGCCAUCCUCGCCCUGCCCAUCCCCGUCCUCACCGGCAUGCGGCUGCCCCCGCGCCAAAAGGCGAUCCUGGUCAUGACCUUCGCGCUCGGCAUCUUCGUGACCAUCGUCGACGUCGUCCGCAUCUACUACCUCCAGCGAGCCAUCGACCACAUCCCGACGACCGCCUCGACCGACCCCAUGGCCAGCUUCGGCCGCAGCGCCGGCUUCUCGUGGAACGCCUCCCUCUCGCUGAUGUGGUCGGCCGUUGAGGUCAACGUGGGCAUCAUCUGCGCCUGCAUCCCGACCCUCAAACCACUCAUCAUCCGCAUCCUGCCGGCCAUGCUCGUCGACCCGGACGGCACCCUGCGCAGCAGCACCCGCGCCACCGGCACCAGCAGCAGCACCAGCACCAGCAAGGACGAGCACCAGCGCCGCGGCGGCGCGUCCAUCGGCGCCAUGCUCGCCAGCACCGGCCUCGCCCCCCCAGCACCCACCCUCUCCCUCACCCCGCCCGCCGCCGACAACGACGCGCCCACCCCCGCCUCCGCCUCGGACGACAUCUCCAUCCGCGACUUCCUCUCCACCACCACCCCUCCCAUCCCCACCACCAGCAGUAGCACCACCACCCCCGACCUCACCCGCCGCAGCAACUCCCACCGCAGCUCCCUCCACCACCACCACCACCACCACCACGCCCCCACCUUCAUCACCCUCCGCCGCCCCGAAAACCUCCUCACCACCACCCCGCGCGAAUCCCUCCGCUACAACGCCUUCGCCAGCAUCCUCUUCUUCCUCUGGGGCUUCUCGUACGGCCUGCUCAACACGCUCAACGGCGCGGUGGCCGUGGUGGCACACAUUUCGCGCGCACAGGUGCUCAGCCUGACGGCGGUGUAUUUCGGCGGCGGGUAUUUGUUGGGGCCGUUGGUGGUCGGGGGGUGGUUGCUCAGGCAUGAUGAACAUCAUCGGACGAGGAGGGGGGGGGAUGGUGGAAAUGGGGGGGAUAGGGAGAGGAGGCGGAAGAGGGCGAGAAGGGUGAGUGUGAGGAGGAGGAGGGGGAAGAGGGCCGGGGAUGAGUCGGUGGGUGGGUUUAACGCGACGCUUAUGGUGGGGUUGUUGAUCUAUGGCGCUGGUACGAUCAUGUUCUGGCCCGGGCGGUGGUGGGCGCGUACCGUGGGUUCAUGGCGAGUACUUUUGGUGGUUGGCUUCGGGCUGGCCGUGCUCGAGACGGCCGCCAACCCCUUUCUGGUGCUGUGCGGCCCGCCCGAGUACGCCGAUGCGCGUCUGCUCCUCGCCCAGGGCGUCCAGGGCGUCGGCAGCGUGCUGAGCGGCCUGCUCGCGGACCGCGUCUUCUUCGUCGGACGCCUCGAGGGCCCCGCCGGCACCGUCAACUCCACCACGCUGAUCGACGUGCAAUGGACCUACCUCUCCGUCACGCUCCUCUCGGUCCUCCUCGCCCUCCUCUUCUACUACAUGCCGCUGCCCGAAGUAAGCGACGCCGAGCUGGCCGAGCUAGCCUCCCGCUCCCCAGUCGACCCCGCCCAAAAGUCCAUCGGCAACAUCUCUCUCCGCACCUGGACCGUCGGCCUCGCCGUGUUCGCCCAAUGGUGCUACGUGUCCGCCCAAGAAAACAUGUCCCUCUUCGUCGAGCAGCUCAUCACCUCCUUCACCACCAACCCCAGCGCCGCGCUCGCCGCCCCCGAAACCAGCCUCGACCCCUCCACCGGCCUCGCCCUCUCCCUCCCCAACUACCUCCUGAUCGCACACACCGCCUUUGCCCUCUCCCGCUUCCUAGCCGGCUUCCUCUGUCUGGCACGCGCCCACCUCUCCCAACCCCACCGCCCUUCCCCCUCCCACCUCCUCCGUUACCUCCCCACCCCGCGAACCCUCCUCCUCCUCUGCACGCUCACGGCCGCCGUCUCCGCGCUCACCACGGCCGCUCAACACUCGGCGCAAAAGAUCUACAAAACGGCGCAAUGCCAGACCAUAAACCAUGUUAGCAGCAAAUGCAUAUGUAUGUUUUUACAUGUUGCUGGUGGAGGAAGGCGUCUUUCCGGGCCUUUUCAUCGUGGUUAUGGCGCAGAAGGUUCUGCUGUUGGGCUAUCAAGUCCCCCGGGGGUGGCUGGUCAUAUUGUGGGGGGGGGGGGGGGGGAUGUGGAGGGUGGUGGUGGUGGUAGUAGUAGUGGUGGUGGUGGUGGUGGCGGAGAGGCGGGAGGUGGUUUAUCUGGGGGUGGUCAGGGUCAGGGUCAGGGGGGGAAGGGUGGUAGUUUGCUUGGGGAAAGGUUGAGCCCGGGUUGGCCUGGCUCGAGGAUGUCGUUGGCUCCUGAUGUUGGGCCUAGUCGGCGGUUGAGUAGUCAGGAUCGCCACUCGCAACAGCAGCAACAGCAGCAGCCACAGGAGGUGGCUCCUUGGGAAAACCAGGUUUUGGAUACAAAAAUAUUGGAGGACUUGAGAUGA